Pseudonaja textilis is the source of this 634-nucleotide messenger RNA. Lineage: Eukaryota; Metazoa; Chordata; Lepidosauria; Squamata; Elapidae. The record is from RefSeq and is a predicted model, not a curated record.
GUCUGUCUAUGACGGUUCAGAACAUGGCCGCUUCAUGGAGAAGCUGGAUGCUCGCAUCCGGAACCACGACCGGGAAAUCGAGAAGAUGUGCAACUUCCACUACCAGGGCUUUGUGGAUUCCAUCACGGAGUUCCUGAAGGUCCGGGCAGAGGCCCAGAAGCUCAAGAAUCAAGUCACGGAUACGAAUCGGAAGCUGCAGCUGGAAAGCAAGCAACUAGUGGGCGCCAUGGAAGAGCUGAGGCAGUGCCGGCUGCAGCAGUGGAACAUCUCCGCCACGGUGGAUAAACUCAGCCAGUGCCUUCCCGUUCUGGAGAUGGAGAGCAAGUUAAGGGAGCAGAUGAAGUCCAAAAGGCAUUACCCCGCCCUGAAGACCUUGGAGCACCUGGAGCGCAUGUGCCUGCCUCAAGUCAACCAUUACCGCUUCUGCAAGGUCAUGGUGGAGAACAUUCCACGGCUGCGCGAGGAAAUCAAAGACGUCUCCAUGUCUGACCUCAAAGACUUCCUGGAGAGCAUCCGCAAACACUCGGACAAGAUCGGGGAGACGGCAAUGAAGCAGGUGAGCCACCAGGCGGGGGCCGUCUUUUCCCCCGUGCAGCCGCAGGCCCUGGGAGCUCCCCCUUCUGGCAGCCUGUCU